Messenger RNA from Ruditapes philippinarum (Manila clam), 7740 nucleotides. RefSeq names its product zinc finger FYVE domain-containing protein 1-like. Bases 93 to 2630 code for a protein of 845 amino acids. Gene Ontology annotation, molecular function: GTPase activity; GTP binding; metal ion binding. The transcript is spliced from 11 exons. Lineage: Eukaryota; Metazoa; Mollusca; Bivalvia; Venerida; Veneridae. The record is from RefSeq and is a predicted model, not a curated record.
UAUUUAUUUACGGAAAUGAUCAGCAGUUCACAACAAUGGAGAAAGAUGACUAUUAAAAAUAAUACGAAGAAAGAGUUAAUCACAAUGACACCAUGGCUGCUGUUAAUAAACGAAGAUACAGAACACGUACUUCGAAAAGAUACUGUCAGGAGAAGUUCUGCUGUUUAACAGAGGGUGCAGUCGCUGAAUACCACUGCAUUCAAUGCAAAAGUGAUCAGUGUGAAAAGUGCAAUUCCUCCCUUCAUAAAUCGAAACUUGAGUUUGGAUUUCAUGAUAUUAAGCAAAUAGAACCACCACCUUAUGAGGAGUUGUGUCAAAUUGCAUCAUUAUUGAAUAAUUUAGAUUGUGAAGACAGAAAUUUUGCUGAUCUCCGUUGUGAAAAUUGUGAUCGUAAUUUUUGUUUACAGUGUUUUGACACCUAUCAUAAUAAGGACAGUAGAAGAACUCAUAGAAAAAUCACAUUUAAAGAGUACAAACAUAGACAACAAACAGGGUUAUUAGAUGCUUUAAAACCCCUGCCACCACCUGAAUUGUCAUCAUUAGAGCAGGACUCAUUGAAUUUCAUCUCUUGUCCACAAACCACACAAGUUGCAGAGAUCUCAAGCUCAGAUAGUAUGAUGUCAUAUACAAGUAUUCAUUCAGAUCACAGUCAGACAAGUAUCCCUGACAUUAUUUCUUCUGAUCCAAAUCUGAAUGCUGAUCAAAAAUCAGAAAUGUUUUCACUCACAAAAGAAUUGGAAGAAUGCCAAAUAGAUGAAAGGUUUAUGGAUUGUGAAAGUUUCUUACUUGUAGAUGAACAAGAAGCUUUGCAGGUAGUCAGUGCUGAUGAUUUCAUUGAUAAACUGCAGUGUGAUAAAGAUGACAAAGUUAAAGUUAUAUCUAUUUUUGGAAACACCGGUGAUGGAAAGUCUUAUACUCUUAACCAUACUUUCUUUGGUGGGAAAGAAGUUUUCAAAACCUCUGCUCAACAGGCUUCUUGUACUGUUGGAGUAUGGGCCUCAUAUGACAUUGACAACCAUGCCAUAAUUGUUGAUACUGAAGGUCUUCUUGGCGUUACCACUAAUCAAAAUCAAAGGACUCGCCUUUUAUUAAAACUUUUGGCUAUUUCUGAUGUUGUCAUCUACAGAACUCGUGCUGAGCGGCUACACAAUGAUAUGUUCUACUUCCUCAGUGAUGCUUCUAAAGCUUACUCUAAGCAUUUCACAGAGGAGCUUCGUGCAGUGUCGAAACGUAAUAAGAUGUCUUUAGAUGUGACUAAUUUGAGCCCAGCUGUCAUUGUAUUUCAUGAGACUCAGAAUACCAAUAUUUUAGGAGCACAAGAUGGACAAGGAGCAGAAUCUAUACUAAGGGACAGAUUUAAGGAAUUAGACUGUUCAAUGGACUUUAGCGACCUCAAAUAUGUGGGGACCAAAACUCAUCGGGACCAGUGCACUGACUUCAUAAAGUUACGCAAGUUUGUUCAAGAACAACUUAACAACAACACAAUUAGGUCAAGGAGAAAACCUGAGAUUAUCUACAAAACAUUUCAGAUUUUAAAUGAAAAGUUUAGCGGCGAGAUAGAGAAACAUGUUUAUGAAACAUUUCCAGAUCAGUAUUUUACAUGUACAUGUAAAUGCCAGUCUUGUGGGGCAAGAUGUUCUAGAAGUAUGAAUCACAAAGAAGAUGAACAUGUGACUGACAAAGGUGUAAAAUGCAAAUAUCAACACCAAUUUGAAAACAAGGUUUACUUUUGUAAGAAAUGUUACAGAGAUGGUAAACAGGUAAGGGUGGUACCUAAAACAUCCUCCUCUAAAGAUAAUGCUUGGCUAGGAGUUGCUAAAUAUGUCUGGUCUGGAGAUGUAUUGGAGUGUAGGAAUUGUGGAAUUAUUUUCCGUAGUAGACAAUAUUGGUAUGGAAAUCCAGAUGUAGAAAAUGUUGUACAUGAAGAAGUGGCCCAUGUUUGGCCAGAGGGUGACAAGUUCCUAAUUGGUACUCAUAAUGCUGCCCGUAAAUUUAUAGAUGGUAUAAGUUAUGUGGCUGAAUCUAUUGGUACUGUGAGCGCAAAGCCCACCAAGGUCAUGACAGAUUGGAUGGCUGACCAAAUAGCACCAGCUUAUUGGGUGCCUAACUCUAAAAUCAAGAAAUGUAAGAAAUGUGAGAAGAAGUUGUCAGAGGAGCAGAAACAUCAUUGUAGAGCUUGUGGAGAAGGUUUCUGUGAUGAGUGCUCAUCUAAACGUAGAACAGUACCAGAGAAAGGCUGGAAUAAUUCUGUCAGAGUCUGUGAUGAUUGCUAUAAUGUCAAUAUGAAUGAUUCCAACUCGAGUACUGGUAGUGACUCCCAGGUGACAGCUAGAAAGGUGGGCGAGUCAAUGACAUCAGCCCUAGAUGCAGUAGCUACAGCUAUCAACUAUCCUUUAGGUAUGUUGAAAGACUCAGCCAGGCCUGCCUACUGGGUACCAGACGAGCUCAUCAAGUCAUGUUGUGUCUGUGACCAAGAUUUCUCUGUCAAGUUACCCAUUCAUCACUGCCGUGCCUGCGGUCAGGGUGUCUGUGAUAAAUGCUCCCCUAAUAAACACCCAGUGCCAUUAAGGGGGUGGGAUUAUCCAGUGAGGGUGUGUCAGAAAUGUGAGAAAAGGAAAGAUAAGCUGUGAAACGUGGCUGAUUGUAAAUGUUGACAGGCACUCACCUUUCAGAUAAUUGUUAAAUGUAUAGGCAGAUAUAGCUGUCAGGUUUUUCUUUUGAGACAAACAUUUUUUACUGGUUAUAAAUAGCAGGGAUGCAUCACUAUUUUGGAUAAUUUUGCGGGGCAGGGACACAUUUGUGAUGUUAACAAUUCCCAUUUAAAGCAUACAUCAUUUAAGAAAUACUGAGAAAACCAGAUUGAUUAUCUAAGAAUAAAGUAUAUGAACAUUCACAAUGUAGAUUGCAAAAGGAAAAAAGAAACAGAAGACAAAAUUAAAAAUAAUUGGACAGGGCUGUUGUCAUAGGACAAAUUUCUGUAAAUUUUGGGGGGAAUUUUUUUUUUAUUGCAAUGAUGGAGUAGAAAAAUUAACAAAAAGUUUAUAUACAGUCUUACCUCUACAUAGCAACACUGGUUGGAAAACAGAAUGUUUGGAUCUUGCUAUAAAGUUGUUAAUUUUAUUGUGAAGUCCUACUUUGGGGAGAAUUGAAACUGUUGUCACUGGUGUACAGCGUUCACCAGAAAUAGCCCCUCAAAACGUUGAAACUGAAAGUAAGAUGAUGUACGUCGGGUUCACUCAGGGUACAACUAACUCAAGCUGAUGGGUGACAACUCAAAUACAAGUAGAGGGAAGUCUAUAUUUUCUAUUAAAGACGGAUUUUGAUACAGAAAAUGCCUUUUGGGCUUGAUUUAGUGUUAAAUAUCAACAUUGUUUGCAAAUGUCAACAAAAACACUUAAAUUUAUUGCCAAAUAAACAAAAAUUAUUCAAUUUGCAGUAAAAAGCAAAUACUGGUCUAAAACUAGACAUAUUCAGCUUUGUUUGGAAAAAUUGAUUAAGUCAUGAUGGAGAAAUAAAUUAAAACAUUACCUUGGGUGAACUCGACAUACACCUUAUUACUUUCAUUUUCCAUGUUUUGAACGGCUAUUUCCGGUGAAUGCUGUGCAACAUUGGUUGUUGUUAAGAGGUCAUUGUUAUGUAGAAGUUCGCUUUACAGAGGUUGCUUUGUAUGUAAAGCUUAGUGGUAUUUAUCAUAUUUGUCAUUUUGAGAAAACUGGUUAUUUUAAUUGCAAGAGAAACUUAAAAUUUUACUGCCAUUGUUGAUUUUGUAUCAUUGUGGGUGAUUUUUUUUAUAAUCAAAUAUGGUCUUCAGUCUUUGAAUUGUGUGUAUUGUUUUACCUGUUUUUGUAAAUUCAGCCUUGGGUUUAAUAACAUUCCUGCUUUUUGCUCAGUGUGUAAAUUAAUCAUUAGGAUUUUUUGUUUGGUUGCUUUUGUGGAUGAUAAGUAAGGCAAUUGAAUCGCAACAUUUGAAUGAUUUCAUUCUUCAAGUUACAUGUCUCUAGAAGGGUACAAAAUGAUUUGAAACAUAAAACUAAGAAAAGGUUAAGCCAAGAUAUUUAUAAGAUAUCAACAAUCCAUGUGAUGUGUGAUAUUGUUUACACAAGCAUUGACUUAAUUUAUUGUUAUAGUUUAUUAGGGCGAUCAAUAUUUUACACAUUAAAGUUGUUAUCUGAGUAUAGAAAAUACCUUGGACUGCCAGCACAUUGACACUUAAUCCUCUGGAACUAAAAAUGAUAUGUCAUUGCCACCAGUAUUAGUGCAAAGUCCACCUGUCCUAAAGUGUAGUCUGACCAGGUUCUAAACUGUAGGUAUCUCAAUUUUUGUACUUGUAUGUUUAAAUCUAUGUUUAAAUUUUAAACAGACUCACUGUUCCACAUUUCAAAGCUUGGCAGACCCUAGUUUUGCAAUUUCAGCAGGUUAUGGGAUUAGAUUGCAUUAUUAGUGUGUGUUGGGCAUACAUUUUCUAAAUUUUUGUAAGAUAAGCAUUAAUCGAAAUGUGCCCUGUUUGAAAAAAAAAAAGAAAAAAUUUCAUUUAUUAGAGAAUUAGAGAAUUAUCUGUAUUCAUGUUUUCGAAUUACAUGUAACAGCUCAAGUUCUUUGCAAAUGUGUAUCAAAGAUUUUCCUUCAAUGAUUUUGCACUGUAAAUUUUAUUUUCCCAUUUAUAUUAUGUUUUGUUGCCUAUUUUAAUAAUGCAUUUUCUUUUUUGUUCUUGUAAAAAUGAUUGUUUUGUUUGUUGGUGUGUUUUUUUCUCUGGUAAAUAAAUACCUAGUUAUAAUAUGAUACUUGUAUCUGUGAUGUUAAAAAUACAAUUUGUGCUUUAGAUUUUGUUUUUAUUUUAACUGUUAUGUUAGAUAUUGGUAAACUUGAACUUUUGGUAUAAGGUAUAAAAUUAUAAGGUAAAAAUUUUAUAUAUAUAUAGAGGAUAAUGUGCUUUCACUAAAUUUUAGCUCACCUGUUUCAAAGUAAAGGUCAAGCUAUUAUGAGUGCUGCAUUGUGUUGUUGCCAUCAUUGUCCUUAUCAUGAAAAAACUUUAAUAUAGCCUAAUAUUGAUAUACUUUCAUGUAUUAGGUCAGUAGAUUUUGUUUGCCUUUGCUUUAUGUGCCAGAGUAACAAUCUAAUAAAAUAUAAAAAUAAAACUAACAGGAUCAUUUAUUAAUUCAGAUGUAUGUCAAAGUAACAUGUUAAUGGAAUACAAAUGAAUCGGAUUAAUGACUAUUUUCCACUUUUAUACUGCAAUUAAAUUAAAUAUAAAUACAAUGUACAAACAAGAAUUUUUCAAACUUUUUUUUUUAUACAGCUUAUUUGUUGCAGAAAUUUUGAGUUUGAUUGCAUUGAAAUUAAUGCAUGGUGCUUAUAAUGUUUAAGGACUUUUUUUGUUGAGAAUUUUUAGUGCAAUAUGAUGAUGGUCGAUUUUUAGUCAGAUUUUUAUUGACUGUCUAUAUUGGUUUAUUUUGUAUUGAAUUUUGAAGUUUGUUACGAGGGUUUUCUUUCUACUUCGAAUUGUAAAGUACGUUGUUAUUUAAAAAUGCAUGGAAGUAAGAAUGGUUAUCUUUGAUUAUUUUUUUUUUGCUUUAAGUAGUUUCUAAUUUAUGCUUUACUAAUUUACUGUGAUUGUCAUAUCCUGCACUGAAUUCUGAUUACUAGUAGUGCAAUUUACACUUAUAUGAUUCCGACUAAAUGGUAAAUAGGUUCAAAUUACUUGAGUCUAUGCAUCUCAUAGCUCCAGCAGGUGAGGUGGUUUCGACCCCUGGUUUUGCUUUAAGUUUGUAACACUGGGGUUUAGCCAAAAAUCAUCUUUCCCAAAUCAGUACCAUAUGACCUAACUUGUGUUGGUGCGCUGUAUAACAAAAAAUCACCCAAGAAUUAAUGUAAUGACCACUGGAAAAUGUUUUGUGUAUGAUUCUAUAGCUGAAAUUUCAAGUGCAUUUAUGUCACUUGGUGUUGGCGGGCACUCUAAGGAAUUGCUUUAUCCUAUUACAUGCAGUUUUGAAUGAUUGUAAAAAAAUGUCUUCCUUUUAUAACCCAGGUGUGUUAAAUAAAUUAAUAACUGUUAUUACUCUUUAGAAUGUAUUCCUUUGUGUCAUAAAGUGACACCUAAAACAUUUGAUUCUCAGAAGUAUACGAAAAUGUUUAAUUAUCCACCAAUUAGUUCAUUAAGUCAAAAAUAAUAAAUAUAUGCAAAAGGGAGAUUAUGUUGGAAUAAAAAUAGCUUUGUGUAUUGUACAUGUAUAUUUAACUACAUGUAACAGCCAAAAUCAGUGCUGUUAGACCUUUCAAGAUUCAAAUUGACUUUUUAAUAUGAUGUAAGCAAAAGUUAUGAUUUGAUUUAAAUUAUUUGAGUAUAAUGUAGUGUUAGGAUAAUAUUUUGUGAUCAAAGCCAAAUCUCAUAUGUAAACAUCAUGUUAGAAUUACAUACAUACAUGUAUAUCACACCAUUCCUCUUGCUAGUAUACACCUUUAAUGGUAGUGGAAGGCUUUUAUAUUCUUUUUGAAUUUUUCAAAUUGCUUGUUAUGAUGAACUGUUAUGAUGAACUAUUAUGAUGAACUAUAUGGUUAAAAUAGUACUUGAAUUUAGCAAAUUGCCUGAAUGAUUAAAAUGGUACUAAAGUUUUUUGAAUUUUGCAAAUUGCUUUAAAUGAUGUACUACAUAACUAUAUCGAUAGAAAGGUAUUUUUAAAGUUAAAAACUUAAUACUUUAUAUGAAAAUGACAGUUAUGCUUAUUGCUUUUUAAGGUAUGCUUAAUGGUUUAUGUGAUAUUUAAGUUUUUGAAUUUCGCAAAUUUAUUUAUAUAAUGUACCACAUGUAUAUGGUUAAAAUGGUACUUAAGUUGAAAACUUUGUAUUUGUAAAAGUGAAAAUUGACUGACAGAAGUGUUUACAUUAACAUUGAUCAUUAACUUUCUGAAAAACAAAACUGUCCUCAUGUCUUAAAUUAUUUAACAUUUCAUUGUAAUAUUCUGGGAUUUAGUUACGGAGUAUAUAUUACGUUCAUACUGUUUCUGUAGUACAAUAUACAUGUACAUGAUUACUCAUGGAGUUAACACCUUGACCUUCUAGUAUUCCAGGAGAUUGCCCAGUUUACCUGUCUGUUUUUAGCAUUCCUGAUGGUGUGCAGUACUGCUUUUAAUAGAUUAUAAUGUAUUAUUUUUGUCAGAAAAAAAUGAAAUAAAAUAUAAUGUAUUCAAGAAAUUUCACAGAUGUGAUAUAAAAAUGUAUUAGAGAAUUCUUUUCUUUUUUUAUUAUUUUUUAGGGCAAAAUAAACAUUUAAACUGUAUUUCUAUUAUUAAUAUGAUAUGUUGCAGACAUUAUAUUUAUACAUAUUUAAGUACAUGUACUUGUGGAUGUGACUUUUAAUCAUAGAGAAAAAAACAACAACAAAAAAACAAAAUAUUUAAAUCUUUAUUAUUUUGAAGAAAAAAAGAUUAAAAAAAAGAUUAAAUGAAAAAAAAAACAACUAAGAUUAAACCAUUAUCUGGAUAUCAGUAUAAUGUUUCUUCAUAGAAUCAUUUUCUGUUUGCAAAGUGGUUUGUUGAAUAGUCAGAUUUAUUUGUCAGGGAAAUGUGUUUUUCUAAGUUUAUAUAAAAUAUUUUGAAAUAAUCGUAUAGCAACACAAACUUCUAUUAUUCCAACUGUAGCCUUACCUUUCUAGAAAAUAGUUGAAUAUCUUGUUGCAGAAAUAUACUCAUGUUAAUUUCAUAAGAUUUGUUGAAUGAUUUUAUAUCAAUAAAAUUCAUUAUGGAG